UUUACACCUUUUCAACGUAAAAUAGCCACAACCACUUAAAGAUUUAUUACUUGUGUUUGUUAGUGUGGGACUGUAUGCACAUGACGUAGGGACUCGUCUGUGUCUAUAACAUUACGGUGAAACUGAAAUCUAAAUAAAUACGUAUUCAUUUGAUGUACGGACUUAAAAAUGGAAGUUAAAAAAAUGAUGGUACAAGUUUGUGUAUUUGUGGUGGCAGGUUAUGUAAAUUCACAGAUAGUAACACAACCUGAUUUAGAUACAAUCGCUGCUGGGUUGGAAAUAAAAGUUGACGUUGUCGAGAAUCUUGAUGAUGGAAGUCGGCAUCUCUUUAAAGUGACGUUCAACAACAACGCGUCAAAGUCUCUGUCAGGACUCAACUGGAAAAUUUAUUUUUUCAGUUUUUUCAUAGUAGAAUCUAAGCACAUCCUUUCGGAAGAUGGUCUGUAUACUAAGCCAGAGGGAUAUAUUCUUCCGAAUGUCAAUCUUAAAUUGAGGCAUGAAAACGGCUGUCUCUUUUCAAUGUCACCUACUACCGGAUUCAUCGGAUUACCGUAUAAUGGAGAGAGGGAAAUUACCUUUUAUGCAGCCAAUUGGGCUGUGUCUAAAACAGACAUUCCACCGAACUGGUACAUAACAGCAGAUGGGCUAAAUGCACGUGUUAUCGAUAGUACUAAGGAAGGAUUUGUUGGGGAGUUUACCAGCGCUAAACAGUGGAAGCGGAAGAAGGCAGAUCGAUAUGACCCUUAUUCUCCCAUGGCUCGUUAUCAACGUUAUAAAACAACAAAUCCUAAUGUCCAGAUGAAAAUGAUCAUACCAACUCCAAAAGAAAUAACUAACCAUGACACUACCAAACUGCUCGAUAUAAGUGGACAGGUGACAAUCGUACACAAUGGACUGGACAAUGAAGCUUCGUUUCUUAAAGAUAAAUAUAGCUUUAAUAUUAGUACUACUGCUUCGCCGAAUGGAGUCAACAUAUAUUUGUCUAUUAACAACACCAUACUAUCUGCUGAGGGCUAUACUUUAACUGUGAAUCCGUCAGAAAAAUCAGUAAUCAUCAAUGGGAAGACAAAUGCGGGUGUGUUAUAUGGUGUCCAGUCUCUACUUAGUCUUUUGUCACAUGGACGCAGUAUACCGCAGAUGGAGAUCAGAGACGAGCCUCGUUUUGAAUUCAGAGGGAUGUUUAUUGAUGUUGCAAGGAAUUUUAUUCCAAAGAAAGUUCUGGAAAAAUUGAUGGAUGCAAUGGCAAUGUAUAAACUGAACAAAUUGCAUCUUCACCUGGCCGACGACGAAGGUUGGAGAAUUGAAAUUGACGGUCUACCAGAAUUAACUGAGGUUGGCUCUAAACGAUGUCAUACUGAAAUCGAAGAUGUUUGUUUGAUACCACAGUUAGGGUCUGGUCCUUACAACACUACUUCCGGUUCAGGUUUUUAUUCCAUUCAAGAUUACAAAGAUAUUUUAAGCUACGCUAAAAAACGCCACAUUGAAGUAAUUCCGGAAGUAGACAUGCCAGGGCAUGCACGCGCAGCUAUCAUUGCUAUGGAGGCACGUUACCGAAAAUACAGCAAUACAAAUAAUAAUGAAGCCGAGAAGUACAGAUUGAUAGAUCCAGAUAAUGAAUCUAAAUUCUUAUCGGUACAAAUUUUCAAUGACAAUGCAGUAAAUCCUUGCAUUGAGUCAACUUACGAUUUUAUUGAAAAAAUUGUUUCUGAAUUAAAAGUAAUGCAUUCUGCUGUUGGCCAUCCAUUGGAUAUAUAUCAUUUUGGAGGCGAUGAGGUUGCAAAAACUGCAUGGGUAAAUUCAACAAAAUGCAACCAACUUAAUUUUAAUUUUUCCGGAGACGCUGAAUCAAUCAGAAACGAAUUAAAAAACUAUUUCACACAACGAGUAGCUAAUAUCACUUUUAAUCACGGACUUAACACGGCUGGAUGGGAGGAUGGGUUUAAUGCGGGAGAUGGUAUGCCGUUUGAUAGAAAACUGUAUCAGAACCAACGAGUCUACAGUAAUGCCUGGGAUAAUGUUUGGGAAUGGGGUGAAGCCAGACGUGCGUAUAACUAUGCCAAUGCUGGUUACAAGGUUAUAAUGUCACAUGCAACUCAUUUAUAUUUUGAUCAUCCUUACGAACCUGAUCCAGAAGAGAGGGGAUUGUAUUGGGCCCCGAGAUUUACCGACUCUUACAAAUCAUUUAGAUUCCUUCCGGAUAACUUAUAUGAAAACAUAGAUGUAACUCGAAUGGGAGAUCCUCUAAGUAAAUCUGAUGUCUGCGGUGUAAAUGACAAGAAAUGUCCUUCGUUACAAGAACCAGAAAACAUAGCUGGAAUGCAAGGUCAUCUUUGGUCGGAGACGAUAUUAAGUGAAGAUAACUUUUAUUAUAUGGUUUUUCCAAGAUUACUGGCCUUGGCAGAACGGGCCUGGUACAAAGCACCAUGGGAAACUGUUGGUGACAAAACAAAACGAAACAGGGAUAUGAACAAUGAUUGGGAUAAUUUUGCAGAAACAUUAGGCAAGAAGGAAUUAAACCGACUGGAUAGCAUGGGAAUUAAGUACAGAAUCCCUCCCCCAGGCGGAAGUCUAGAAGGUGACGAGAUCAAAUUCAACACAGCUUUCCCAGGACUGAGUGUAGAGUUUAGCACCAACUCUCAGACGUGGAAUAAUGGAACGAUACUAUACACAGGAUCACCUGUCUUCCUAAGAACAAAAUCUGCAGAUGGCAAGAGAACCAGUCGAGUAAUUUCGUUUUCUCCAAUAACAUCGUCAGCUCAGCUGAUACAGUUGUCAUUAACAACGGUUAUGUUCUGUUCUUUUCUGAUGUAUACAUUUUUGCUCAAGGGUUAAUUUAAUGUAAUUUUUCCUUUUAAAAUUUAACAAUCAUUUUUUAGUUUGUUUAUUACUUUUAUAUUAAAGGUCUAUAUUACAUA
This is a messenger RNA of Mytilus californianus (California mussel), 2915 nucleotides long. RefSeq names its product beta-hexosaminidase-like. The record is from RefSeq and is a predicted model, not a curated record. The transcript has 8 exons. Gene Ontology annotation, molecular function: polysaccharide binding; beta-N-acetylhexosaminidase activity. Gene Ontology annotation, cellular component: membrane. Bases 169 to 2832 code for a protein of 887 amino acids. Lineage: Eukaryota; Metazoa; Mollusca; Bivalvia; Mytilida; Mytilidae. Gene Ontology annotation, biological process: glycosaminoglycan metabolic process; ganglioside catabolic process; carbohydrate metabolic process.